Molecule: messenger RNA, 4754 nt
Organism: Paramisgurnus dabryanus
Lineage: Eukaryota; Metazoa; Chordata; Actinopteri; Cypriniformes; Cobitidae
Source: RefSeq, a predicted model, not a curated record
GCUACUCGAGGACCAACAAAAGAUUUUGAUAGAUAUGAUAACACAAUUUCUCUAUCGGCAGGGGGCACCACAACAUCGCUAUACACCACGACACAGUGACGUUUGAUUGUACAGCUGUGAUGUGAGUGCUGGAACAGGAAAUGAAUGCAGACAGUGGAGGCAGGCAAGCUGAAACUGGCACAAAGCUGUAGCGUGUAUACACACCCACCCACAUUCAAGCAUACACACAUACGGAUGUACACCGAUCCUGAAUGACAACUGUCAGAGCUGGAACUUUAAGCUAUAGGUGGGACAACAAAGUGCUGUGGGACGAAGACCGAACCUUUCAUUACAUCGGGAGACUUAAUCAGAAGAAAGGAAAUUUAAAAAGAAAACCAGGAGGGGAAACCUACAAAUGUAACUUGAACAAAAAGAGAAAGAGAGAGAGAAAGGAUGGCACUCCAAUUCCUCCAAAGCAGGAGGGCCUUUGCCGAGCCUUGAUUCCUGCUUGUCAGGUGACCCUCUUCCCUGAAGGAGUGCGAGGGAUAAAUGCAUAUGAUGGAUAAGAUGACAACUUUACACAGUCUUGGCCUGGUACUGGUGGAGUUUCAAUAUGAAUACGAGGGCCGGGAUGGCCAGAUGGUGUCCAUUAAGCCCAACGAACGCUAUAUUCUCCUGGCCAAAACCAACGAUCACUGGUGGCAUGUGUGCAAAGAUGAACACGCCAAGCCAUUUUAUAUCCCUGCCAACUACGUGAAAGAGCUUCCACCUAGCAUACCAUCACCUCUGGACUUUAGAGAGCCUCAGAAUUCUGAUCUGAAGCCUGCUGUGCAUGACCUGGCAGAGACUCGCAAAACAGAUGAGAUGGCAAUUAAACUACGCCCUAAGACGAAUUAUCACAAGACAGAAAAUCGCAUGUCGACGUUUGGCGUUCCUCUGGAUUUACAUGAGCCACCUUCUUACAAGUCUGGUGGACCAUCAGACUCUCUAAUCUCCCUUCAUCCUGUCUCGGACACAUCACAGCAAAAGAAGCGGAUGAGUCUAGCAGCCAAUCUACUGUUUGGCUCUCGUAAUGCUCUAUCUGAAACUGCGUCUGAUAAGAUCAGAGUACCAAGCUUCAGCCCAGCAGACCCUCUUCUUAGACCGACCCCUGCAAAACCUGUGGAGCUUCCUGUCAUCAAGAAUCUGAAUGACAUCAGGUCACCGGAGCCAGAGUCCCCAAUAGAGCCCGAAAGUGAAAGUUCUAGUUCAGAACAAUUGCCGUCUCCAGACUCUGAGAAUAUUUAUGAAUCCAUAUCGGACCUGAAUCUGGAUGAGCUGACACUGACAGACAAAACACCUACUGGAUUGACAGAUCCACAGACCAACACAUCAUCCCCAGCCCCAGUAAUACAGGUGGAGAAUGAAGACCCCAGCACAGCGGUAUACGCUAACGUCACUGACCUGAAGAAGAUCGGCCCUCGCUCUCCAAUCUCAUCUGUCUCCACCUGUUCCUCACCCGGCCUUGCUCUAAGCCCCGCCCCAGACUCCGUCACCUUGCCCAACUCUGACGAAUGGCAGGUCCAUAGUGACCACAGCGGGAAGGAGUUCUUUUACCACCCCCCCACGGGACAGAGCAGUUGGUCUGAUCCCCGUAGCCUCCAUCCAGGAUCUGAAAUGGAGUCUUUAACCUCUCCCUUGCCCACAAUGUCCAGUACAUCUGAUUGGGAAAAACUUUUGGACGAGGCCUCUGGGAGACAUUACUACUAUAACCACGCUUUAAAGCAAAGCUCUUGGACUGCGCCCGAACAGUUGUCUUCUCCACCUGCCACAGAUGGGGCACAAGUGCCGCCACCUCUGCCAGAGGAGGACUACCCUACAAAUGAAUCCCAAAAUCCUCCUCAUCUCCCUAAGGAUCUACAGAUACUCCCAAUGAAACGCGCCAUUAUCCCAAGGGCUAAUACAGACACCCAGAAAGACUUCCCUGUGGGCUGGACCCGCUCUGAUGCUGAUGGGAAAUCCGUUUUUACAAAUGAACAAACACAUGAACAGUGGAUCCAGUCAAAGGAUGACAAAGGGAAGUUAUUUUACCACUCAAAAGAUGGGACUAAACGUCAGUGGACUCUUCCAGAGGCCUCCAUGCCGCCGCAGAUGAUUGGAAAUGGGGUGGACCAAGAUGCCCAACCCCUUGUAAACAACUGGAGAUACACAAUGGCCCAGUUUAACGUGUCUCUGGAAGACUUGCAUAAACAUUCCCCGUCGCACAGGAGGAUCGCCUCUGACUGUGCCAGUGAAGGAUCCAGCUCAGGGAAUUCACCAGAAUCACAGCAUCACGACAAAAGACGGCGGAGGAACCUGUCCAAUCACAGUGCAGAUUUACAUUCUCAUCAUCACACAUCCUUAGAAAAGGCUGGAAUUCUCAACAAGACCAAAGUUGCCGAGAACGGAAAAAGGCUGAGGAAGAACUGGGCACAGUCGUGGACUGUUCUUCAUGAUGGGAUACUCACCUUCCAUAAGGACCCUAAAUUUACACCUGCUGGGAUGGCUACUAAGAGCACCCAGAUCGUCCCCGAGUUCACAGUGGAACUGAGAGGAGCGACUCUGUUAUGGGCAAGUAAAGAAAAGUCGAGCAAGAAGAACGUUUUAGAGCUAAAAACACGGCAAGGCACAGAGUAUCUGAUACAGUAUGACACAGACAGCAUUAUAUAUGACUGGCACAAGAUCAUUCUUGACACCAUCAAACAGCUGGACCAAUCUCAUCAUUCAGAGGAAGAGGUGGAGGACAUCCCAGAAAAACCUGUGUUUUCUGUGGAUAGAGAGAAAAAGACUGAGCCAACAAGGCUGAGUACUUCAGGUAACAUGGACACAGAACAGGGACGCGUGCGUAACAAACUACGCAAGUUUCUCCAGAGGCGGCCGACAUUGCAGUCAGUUAAAGAAAAGGGCUACAUUAAAGACAAUGUAUUCGGCUGCCACAUAGACACCCUAUGUCACCGGGAAAACACAAAUGUGCCCAAGUUUUUGGAAAAAUGCAUCCGAACUGUGGAGAAAAGAGGUCUGAAGAUAGAUGGAGUCUACAGAGUGAGUGGGAACCUGGCCGUCAUCCAGAAGCUUCGAUAUAAAGCUGAUCAUGAAGAGGAUUUAGAUCUGGAAGACGGGCAGUGGGAGGAAAUCCACGUGAUCACAGGAGCUUUGAAGCUUUUCCUGCGUGAACUUCCUGAGCCUCUUUUCCCCUUUACCUUUUUUGAAAGAUUUAUCGCUGCAAUACAAAUGAGUGAAUACAGCCAGAGAGUGUCAUAUACACGAGAUUUAGUGAGAAACCUGCCUUUGCCCAACCAUGACACCAUGGAGGUUCUCUUCAGACAUCUCCGCAAGGUGAUUGAUCAUACCGAGUGGAACCGCAUGUCUCUCCAAAGCAUGGCUAUUGUGUUUGGUCCAACAUUGCUACGACCGCAGGAGGAGUCCAACAUCACCAUGCACAUGGUCUUCCAAAACCAGAUUGUGGAACUCAUUCUCAAAGAGUUCAAUGAAUUCUUCCCAACCCAGUGAAACUCAACCUGAAUUUCACCUAGAAACUGUUAAACCUACCAGCUUAAUCUUAAGACGUACUUAUUAUUAUUACUCAAGAAGCGAGUAAGAUUACUGACUAUUUUCUGUUUACUGAACAGAAAUGUACUUUUUUACAGUCACGUAAACUUGAGGACACGUGUUGGCCAGUAGGCUAAUAAACCUGACACAGUUGAGUUCCCCAUUUAUGUCAAAUCCAAAUCAUCAGCGUUCUCUUAUGUUUUGGAUCAUGUGGUCCUGGUCCCACAUCAUCACUGGAUUAUACUUGGGUGCAAUACAAACUAAUGAAAGCAAGACUCAUAAAACCCAGCUGUGGACUACACAAUCUCUGUGUUGGAAAUCUUAAUUUUCUUUUCAGUGAUUUGUUAUUGAACCUCAGAACUGCUUUGUUCCUGAAUGUUACUCUGAUCUGUGUUUUUGGUACUGCCGAAAUCAGGAGAACAAAAAGGGAUCUUAAAGGGAUCAUCAGUGUAAAAAAUUCACCUCUGCUGAUGUUAGCUGACAAUCUGUUUGAGACAGUGAUAUGACGCAGCAUUACAUUUUUGUAAAAAGGUUAAAAAAAAUCAAUCGACAGCAUACUUCAUAUAGCCCUCGGUUAUCUAGGUUAAAUGAAAUCUUUUGCCGUCUGGACAUAAAAAGGUUUUAAUGAUGCAACCUGGAGUUUAAGUGCUUAUGUGGAUAAAGAAAGCAUCAUUAAUUUAUGAUCAAAGAGGGACUGCUGUAACAAAAUUGUUUUAUUAAACAAAUUUUAUGACUAACACAAACACGUUUUUCUUUAACCUUUAACAGCAAACAUUGUUAUAAGAUGCUGAAUUGUACAAUAAAGACAAAAAAAUUUUAAACCUAAUGCAUUAGCUUAAAAUGUUAGCAGUGCAUCGAGUGUUAAAUACAAACUUUGUAGAUGUAGACGAAAUCUGUACAUAUUUUACAUAUGUUAAAUUGGCAAUUUCAUGUUACAGAGAUAAAUAUUCUGUAAAUAAAGCGGAUUCACAUAUAUUUGUAAUUUUAUGCAAAUAUGUGUGUAGUUUUUAAACUGGUAAUUGCUUUAGGAGACAGAACAAGGUAAUGUAAAUAGAAAAUGUAUUUUUAGUAAUAUAGCAGUGGUAAUAUGCAAACAUAAUUUAUGCAUAUUCUGAUGCAUAAAUAAAUCGGAUAAAACUUAAGCACAUUCAUUAAAUAAUUCAAGAUAUUAUCACAGAUAGAGCUAAACAACAAUAAAAAUGUUUUUA